Molecule: messenger RNA, 945 nt
Organism: Thecamonas trahens ATCC 50062
Lineage: Eukaryota; Apusomonadida; Apusomonadidae
Product: transmembrane protein 56
Exons: 1
Coding region: 103-933 (276 amino acids)
Biological process (GO): lipid homeostasis
Cellular component (GO): endoplasmic reticulum; membrane
Source: RefSeq, a predicted model, not a curated record
UCCUUUGUUGUGUAACUGAAGCCCCUGUAGCGGACCUGGCUACGCGACACCCGUCACCUGAGGUGGACAAGGCACUCUGCAGAAACGAAAACGAUCGAGAAGAUGAUGGCAAAGAUACUGGAGGUGCUCAUUGCGACGGAUGCUGAGCUUGCGAUGUCGGCGUCAAAGUACAUCGGGUGGUGUGUGAGCCUUUUGCUGGUGUUUCGGCUCUCGUACUGGGCAUCGGACGUGUUUCCAUGGGCGGGCCUCUCGCCGCGGUACGCCACGCUGUCAAAGUUGGACAAGAUCGAGUGGCACUCGCGGGUGGUGUCGAACAUCAACGCGGCGGUGUGUGUCAUCGGCGCCGGCUACGGGCUGGCGUGGAUGAUGUGGGAGUCUGUGGCGGAUGUGCCUGGCGGGUGGUAUCGCAUCUCGCCGCCGCUGCUGGUCAUGACCUACGGCGGGCUCUGCGGGUACCUCAUCCAUGAUCUGCAUCUCAUUCUCACGACGCCGUCGUUGUACUCGCUUGGCAUGAUGGCGCACCAUGUGAUCGGCAUUUGUGGCUCGGCGUAUGCCUGGUGGUCGGGACUGGCUGGCGGCGCGUGCGUCUUCUUCCUCCUCACCGAGGCCACCACGCCGCUCAUCAACGCGCGCUGGUUCCUUACCAAGACUGGAGCGCGCAACUCGAGUCUCUACACGCUCAACGGCGUGGCCAUUUUUGUGGCGUGGACCUUCCUCCGCGCCUCGAUGGUCGUUAUUGCACCGAUUGUCUUCUACCGCGACUGGCAUCACUUUGGCCACGACUACCCGACCAACAUCAUUAUCAUCGGCACAACUGUCGCCGUCGGCUCGCUCAAUCUCUACUGGUACUACCUCAUUGUCCGCGGCCUCCUCAAGCUUCUUGGUCUCCGUGGCUCGGCCUCGAGCACCGCGUCGGCCAAGCGGCGCGAUUGAACAACUGCGUGC